UUACCUUAGUGAUUUGUAUGUAAAUGCAUCAUAUAACGUUAUUUACGAAGCUAUAGGAGAAGUAUUAUAUUUUUCACUUGCUUGUGCAAGCACUUUUUACACUGUUGAUAUGUCAACACUUCCAUUAAAAAUUUUUUAAUUUAGUAUAUUAGGAUAAAGAACUGAAACUCCUCAUUCAUAUCUUUUAUACUUACGUGUAGUGUGAGCAAGUGUAAGUGUGACCAUUUUCAACCAUUUGCCUGCAACAUAGGGUGUCCCUCACAUCCGCACGCUCCCCGAAAUCCUUACACAUAAACUUUUCAGUUUAGGCUAGUCAGGGAAAAGUGUGAAUGCGAGGGACGCCCGUGUCGCAGGCAAAUUAUACUGUUCAAAUGAUCGUUCUAACCUGUUCAUAUAACGUACAAAGUUUCACAUGGACCACACGAUGUUGACUACAAAUAAUGGACAAGAACGAACGCUGGAUGAAAUACGCCAAGUUUUGAAGCUGGCCGUUAUCAAAGAGUCAGAUUUGCAAAAUGUAACGCAAAUAUUAUAUUUCUCGGCUGACGAUAACGUAGAGAAACAUACAAAGCUGUUGGCACUCGAUGAGCACUUGUUAGAAACUAUCAAGGCAGGGGAUAGUUUAACAUUUCAGGGGACUAAAAACGACUCUGUGAUGCUAUGCACAAGAAAUAAAACUUACAGCGUUACAGAAAUAGAAACCUCUAAUUCCUGUUUGAUACUACCAAAUCUAAACUUAUUUAAGGAUGUCAAUGUACCCGCAAUAAAUGACAGAAUAAUGAGAAAUUGUGAUAUCUCAGGAAUUUUUAAUGCAUACUUCGAGGUAGAACAAUGCAAGCCUAAGUUUGAAAAAUUGCUCAGCAUACUCGAACCUACUGCUUUCAAAGGAAUGGAGUACGAAUCUACAAUACCUCAAGAGCUUCUGUACAAUUGGGAUAGAUUAAGAAAUGAAGUACAAGCCAGUGAAAACGAAUUGAACAGAGCAUUCGUCGAUUACCUUAUAGCUAAUAUCGAUGGUUACUACCGUCUAAUAUCAUUCGAAGCAGAAAUGCAAAGUUUGACUUCAAUGUUGGAUAUAUAUGAAGAAAAUAGCUGGGAAUUGGAUGAAGUGGAUAAAGAAGCUACAUACGAGGCCUUGAAGGAACUUAUACCUAAGUCAAUAUUUGAUGCCUUGUUUGUAGCGUACGCAGAAGCAAGUGGUAAAUCAAAGCAAGAUGGAACACCUUUCUACAGAUACAUAGAAGAUAAAUGCUGUAAAAGUUUGGCAAAGGUCCUUCUAACUGUUUCACCAGUCACAGAGUAUGAACAAUUUAUGCAGUCAUGGCGUAUCGGUACACCAGAAAAAAUGAAGCCGAAAGAAGAAUAUUUGGGUGGUGUAGCUAUUAUAAAAUGGAACAAUUCAAUAUUGAAGAAAGAAGUAGUAGCUUUUUCAGAAGCAAAUUUAUCAAAGAAUAUCGAUGAAAGGUUUAAUCAACUUUUUAAAGCAAAAAACAAAUGGACAAGGACAGAAAUAACACCUUACGUGUUGUGUUUGACAACGGAUAAACUAAAUGUUAAUGCUCUGCUGACUAAAUAUGCUAGAUGCACUAUGGUAAAUGGUGUGAAAUAUUAUAGUUGCAAGCAUGGUAAAUAGCCAGUUGAAGACAAAACAGUUUUUACAUAGCUGAAAUGUAAAAACUCUUUAUUAGCCUUAUCAAGUUGAUCCUUUUGAUACAACUAUUCUUUUCCUUUUUUAGUUUCACUUGUUAAUAAGUAAAAUGAAAUUAUGUUUCUUUAUACCGAUAAUUAGAUAUUAUGUUUAUAUAAUUAUGUUUAUCUAUGUUUAGAUAAUUAUGUUUAUUUAAAAUUACAUAAAUAAUAUUCGUUCGCUAUAAUUUUCUUCUUGAAACUAUACAACGUUGUAUUUAUUUUAGUUGAGAGUUGUAUUUCUUGAUGCGUAUUCUAAGGUUCUGUAUAACCAUUCCAUGGUAGACACAAUUCUAUUUGUAUCUCCUAUACUUUGAUUUAAGAUGUAGGAGGACCCUGAACGUGUAGAGCAUUUCAUUAAAGUUUGAGACAAUAUUUUCAAUAAAUGCAUUUUUUAAAUAUUGCGGUAUUUAUGUAUACUCUAUCCUAUAGUUGUUGGAAUCGAAUGUUAAAUAUACGUUAACAGAAUAUAAAGAUUUGCAAAAACA
Molecule: messenger RNA, 2174 nt
Organism: Megalopta genalis
Lineage: Eukaryota; Metazoa; Arthropoda; Insecta; Hymenoptera; Halictidae
Product: sister chromatid cohesion protein DCC1
Biological process (GO): mitotic sister chromatid cohesion; maintenance of mitotic sister chromatid cohesion
Cellular component (GO): chromosome, centromeric region; Ctf18 RFC-like complex; chromatin
Source: RefSeq, a predicted model, not a curated record